GAAGGAGCUUGUUAUUUUCUGCAUAAUCUAUGGAGUGGAUAGUGGUUUGUGAGAUGGUUCUUCAUUGAUGUCCAUGGAUUGGAAUUUGAAAAGUCCCACUCAGUGGGACUGGGAAAAUCUUGGACUGAAUUUUGGUGAUAAGGAAUGUGAGAACCCUAGAGGUGAACAAGAAUCACAGUGGAAGAUUGAAGGAGAUAGAGCAAUUACUAAUGGGUCUGUAUAUUUGUCAGGGAUUGGUGCUUAUUCUGGCUCUGCAUAUGGUAGUGGAUGUUCACCAACAGGCUCCAUCUCUGCCUCUAUUGGCUCUUCAUCAAUGCCACAGACCAAAAUAACCGAGUUUGAUUAUCAGGCAGUUGAUUGGUCUUUCCAAAAGCCUUGCAUGACCAAAGAAUUUACCAGGGCCAGAGCUAUUGAUGCAUCUCCUUGUGUGGUGUCCACAGCUUGCCAAGGUGAGCAGCUGAUUGGGCUGAAGCUUGGCAAGAGGACCUACUUUGAAGAUGUUUGUACUGGAAGUAACAAUGGCAGCUCCUCCUCUUCUUCAUCGUCUUCAUCAUUGUCGUCAUCAUCCUUGACAUCGGUGAUUCCAGCUGUGACUUUGAGUAAGAAGUCAAAGGUGUCUUUGCAUAGCACACAGACUUUUUACUGCCAGGUUGAAGGUUGUCGCUUUGAUCUCAGUACAGCUAAAGAAUAUCAUCGAAAACACAGGGUUUGUGAAAGCCAUUCCAAAUGUCCCAAGGUCAUUGUUGCUGGUCAGGAGCGUCGGUUUUGCCAGCAGUGCAGCAGGUUCCAUGAAUUGUCUGAGUUUGACCUGAAAAAACGAAGCUGUCGUAGGCGUCUAUCUGAUCAUAAUGCUCGCCGUCGCAAGCCACCCCCAGAUUUGAUUUCGUUCAAUUCUGGGAGGUUCUCUCCUUCAUUUUUUGAUGAUCAAUGCCACAUGAACCCAAUUUGGAACAAAGCUUGUCCCACAAUGAAUUCAACUUGGGAUGCAUCAUUGGACUUCAAGCUUAUGCCUACAAGAGUGUCUUGGAUUAAGUCUGCGAAAACUGGAACCUUUAAUGAAGAUCUGCAAUGUCUGAGCUUUAGGCUUUCAAAUUCUUGCCCCUCACUCCGUAAUGACUUAGACAGACUCUUGCCAUUUAAGGGUGCCACUGCUGAAGCCCUCAUUCAAGGACCGGGAGCAUCAGAUGUUUCUCCCAACUCAGAUGGAGCACUGGAUCUCCAGCGUGCUCUCUCUCUUCUGUCAAAUGAUCCUCGUAGCUCUUCCUCAUCUGAAAUUCGUUCAAAUUCACUUGAUGCCACUGCCCAGCAGGCAAUUCAUCAACUAUACCAAGAUGGGGAAGAAGCUCUAAUUCAACAAGCAAAAAUGCAGUUACCAUUCAACAGGCAUGUUAAUGGUGGUCAGUAUGAUCAGUUGCUUAGAGCAUCGUCAUCAUCAGUUGAGGCUGAGGCUGCUUUAUAUGAUUCCAGUCAGAUACGCUGAUCCAUCAGCAGGUAAUGUAUAGCUUGCUGUUUGCUUUUGCUACAUCUCAUGGUAAUCUCACCGAACUGAGAGAAGAUGCCCAAUGAUUUCUUAGGUGAGCCUGAGCCCAGGAAGAAGGUUGUUUGUUAUGUGCUUGCUUCCAGUAAAAUUGUUUAUUAUAUAUUCAAGCCGAUCAGACUUGUAUUUCUAUUCGUGCAUGCAUUGUGAACACUUGGAACACAACGUUAAUAAAAAGUAAAUGAGAAUGUUGCAGUGGUA
Molecule: messenger RNA, 1738 nt
Organism: Dioscorea cayenensis subsp. rotundata (Guinea yam)
Lineage: Eukaryota; Viridiplantae; Streptophyta; Magnoliopsida; Dioscoreales; Dioscoreaceae
Product: squamosa promoter-binding-like protein 12
Exons: 4
Coding region: 68-1480 (470 amino acids)
Cellular component (GO): nucleus
Molecular function (GO): DNA binding
Source: RefSeq, a predicted model, not a curated record